UAUAGAUUAGGGUUUAGUAAAACCUAGAUAGCCAUUUGUGUUGCCGGAAUCAAACUUCAUUUUUGCGGAAGCUAUGGGAAAGAAAGAGAAGAUAACUAGAAAGGACGGCAGCGGGCCGGAGAUAGGUAUCGGAGAAGAAAACGUUGCCGAGAAAGAUAUGACAAAUUUUGCUUCUGAGGAAGCUGUGGAAAAGAAAAGGAAGCGCAAUAGAAAGCGAAAAAUUGUCUCCGACCCAGAAGAAGAGCCUGCCGGUGAAGAGAAUCAUGGAGAGGAGAACAUCGAAGAAGAUAAUGGAGUUGAGAGGGCGGAGGAAGAAGAAAAAGAGAAGGAGAAGAAGGUCUGGAGCGGGAUAAUGACCACUGAAUCUUUUGGGUCUCUGGGACUGUCCGAACCAACAUUCAAGGCUAUCAAGGAGAUGGGUUUUCAGCACAUGACCCAGAUUCAAGCCAGAUCAAUCCCACCACUUAUGAUUGGCAAAGAUGUUCUUGGGGCUGCAAGGACAGGUUCUGGUAAAACUCUUGCUUUCCUUAUCCCAGCUGUGGAGUUGUUGUAUAAUGUUCGCUUUGCUCCUCGCAAUGGAACGGGUGUUGUUGUCAUUUGUCCUACAAGGGAGCUCGCCAUUCAGACUCAUGCUGUGGCAAAGGAUCUUCUCAAGUACCAUUCCCAGACUCUUGGCUUGGUUAUUGGUGGUUCAGCUAGAAGAGGAGAAGCAGAGCGAAUUGUGAAGGGAGUAAAUUUAUUAAUAGCAACCCCUGGUCGACUGCUUGAUCAUCUUCAAAAUACCAAAGGCUUCAUAUACAAAAACCUGAAGUGCCUUAUGAUUGAUGAAGCAGACCGGAUAUUGGAAGCAAAUUUUGAGGAUGAAAUGAGGCAAAUUAUUAAGCUUCUACCGAAGAAUAGGCAAACUGCUCUUUUUUCAGCCACACAGACCAAGAAGGUUGAGGACCUUGCGCGUCUAUCAUUUCAGACAACUCCUAUUUAUAUUGAUGUGGAUGAUGGGAGAAGGAAGGUGACCAAUGAAGGGCUGCAGCAAGGCUAUUGUGUUGUGCCCAGUUCCCAGAGAUUUAUCCUUCUAUAUUCUUUUUUGAAGAGGAAUCAGUCAAAGAAAAUUAUGGUCUUUUUCUCUUCCUGCAACUCAGUCAAAUUCCAUGCAGAACUUCUUCGAUAUAUUCAGAUUGAUUGCUUGGAUAUUCACGGAAAGCAGAAGCAGCAGAAGCGUACAACUACAUUCUUUGAUUUUUGCAAAGCAGAAAAAGGCAUAUUGCUUUCAGUAGGUGUAUUGAUAUUUAACACAGAAGAAGAUUGGAUUGUGCAGUUCGAUCCUCCAGAUGAACCCAAGGAAUAUAUUCAUAGGGUUGGUCGAACAGCACGUGGAGAAGGUGCUAGGGGAAAUGCUUUGCUUGUCCUGAUUCCAGAAGAAAUGGGAUUUGUUAAGUAUCUAAAGGACGCAAAAGUUCCUGUUAAGGAGUACGAAUUUAAUGAGAAGAAGCUAGCAAAUGUGCAGUCUCACCUGGAGAAGUUGGUUGCCAACAACUACUAUCUGAAUAAGUCAGCUAAAGAUGCAUAUCGCUCCUAUAUUUUAGCUUAUAAUUCACAUUCCAUGAAAGACAUCUUCAAUGUGCACCGCCUGGAUCUACAGGCAGUUGCUGCUUCCUUCUGCUUUUCUAGUCCACCAAAGGUGAACCUGAACAUUGACAGCAAUGCAUCCAAGCACAGAAAGAAAAGGCAAAAAGUGGAAGGAACCCGAAACGGUUUCAGUGAAAGCAACCCUUAUGGGAGGCAGAAGGGUGAAGAUGAUAACCGGCAAUUUGUAAGGUAUUAGUGGCAGGCAGCAGCAGUAGCCGCAGCGUUGGUGAAGUCAAUCAACAUGUAUGCCUAGAAUUUUUUUUCUUCUUCCAAUUUUGUUUUCCUAAACUGACAGCUGUACUACAAAGUUAUCAUAUAGAGACUAAUGUAAGUGCCAAAAAAUUUUGUAACUUAUAUACAUGGUGUUAAUUACUGAAGAUUUUUGCGAUUGUUAAUUAUUAAAGUUGAUGUUAAUAAACCAUUAUUUCUCUG
Rubroshorea leprosula is the source of this 2058-nucleotide messenger RNA. Lineage: Eukaryota; Viridiplantae; Streptophyta; Magnoliopsida; Malvales; Dipterocarpaceae. The record is from the annotation of a GenBank genome assembly.